CUUCCGGGUCGCGCUGGGUCCGCUCGCUGCGGUCGGCUGCUCUGCGGGAGUCUGGGAGCCGCCCCCGCUCGGUGCCUUCCCGGCGCCGCCUGGUCGCUGGUGAAGCCUGCGGCGCGCGCCUCUCUCGGACCCUGCAGGGUACAGAAAUGUCACAUUUCAGCACUUACACCUGAAAUCAGCAUGCAAAUUUCAGGCCACAUGGAUGAGUGCCAAGUUGUGCAUUUCCUCUGUGUAUCCUGUGACCAUUCUAUCUGGGAACAUCGUUUAAAGAGUUCAUGCAUCUUACAGAGGACAUCUGACCUUUCGAAGCUUCAUAAUUCACAUCUAGAUGUCACCAGUCUUUCCCAUGUUAACAGUUCUGACUAUGUUUUAUUAUAUAUGCCUUCGGCGCCGAGCCAGAACAGCUGCAAGAGGAGAAAUGAUGAACAACCAUAGAACUAUAGAAUCAAAUAGUCGGACGUCCCCUCUCAAUGCAGAGGUGGUCCAGUAUGCCAAAGAAGUAGUAGAUUUCAGUUCUCAUUAUGGAAGUGAGAAUAGUAUGUCCUAUACCAUGUGGAAUCUGGCAGGUGUACCAAAUGUAUUCCCAAGUUCUGGUGACUUUACUCAGACAGCUGUGUUUCGAACUUAUGGAACAUGGUGGGACCAGUGUCCUAGUGCUUCCUUGCCAUUCAAGAGGACACCACCUUAUUUUCAGAGUCAGGACUAUGUGGAACUUACUUUUGAACAACAGGUGUAUCCUACAGCUGUUCAUGUUCUGGAAACCUAUCAUCCUGGAGCCGUCAUUAGGAUUCUGGCUUGCUCUGCAAAUCCCUACUCCCCAAGUCCACCAGCUGAAGUAAGAUGGGCAAUUCUUUGGUCAGAGAGACCUACGAAGGUGAAUGCUUCCCAGGCUCGCCAGUUUAAACCUUGUAUUAAGCAGAUAAAUUUCCCCACAAAUCUUAUACGGCUGGAAGUCAAUAGUUCUCUUCUGGAUUAUUACACUGAGUUAGAUGCAGUUGUGCUACAUGGUAUGAAGGAUAAGCCAGUGCUUUCUCUCAAGACUUCACUUAUUGACAUGGAUGAUCUAGAAGAUGAUGAUGAUGAAGAAAAGGAUGUUUGUGGACUGGAUACUCUUAACAAAAAGUUUAGCAGUACUGUCCUCCGGGAAGGGCCAAAUAAUGGCUACUUUGCUAAACUACCUUAUGAGCUCAUUCAACUGAUUCUGAAUCAUCUUACACUACCAGACCUGUGCAGAUUAGCCCAGACUUGCAAACUAAUGAACCAGCAUUGUUGUGAUCCUCUACAAUACAUCCACCUCAAUUUGCAACCAUACUGGGCAAAACUAAAUGACACAUCUUUGGAAUUUCUACAGACUCGAUGCGCUCUUGUUCAGUGGCUUAAUUUAUCUUGGACCGGCAAUCGAGGCUUCAUCUCUGUGUUAGGAUUUAGCAGGUUCCUGAAGGUUUGUGGAUCUGAAUUAGUACGCCUUGAAUUAUCUUGCAGCCACUUCCUUAAUGAAACUUGCUUGGAGGUUAUUUCUGAGAUGUGUCCAAAUCUACAGGACUUAAAUCUCUCAUCUUGUGAUAAAUUACCACCUCAAGCUUUCAACCAUGUUGCCAAAUUAUGUGGCCUUAAACGACUUGUUCUCUAUCGUACAAAAGUAGAGCAAACAGCGCUGCUCAGCAUUUUGAACUUCUGCGCAGCGCUUCAGCACCUCAGUUUGGGUAGCUGUGUAAUGAUUGAAGACUAUGAUGUGAUAGCUAGCAUGAUCGGAGCCAAGUGUAAAAAUCUUCGGACCCUGGAUCUGUGGCGAUGUAAGAACAUUACUGAGAAUGGGAUUGCAGAACUUGUUUCUGGGUGUCACCUUCUGGAAGAACUUGACCUUGGCUGGUGCCCAACUCUGCAGAGCAGCACUGGGUGCUUCGCCAGACUUGCACACCAGCUUCCAAACUUGCAGAAACUCUUUCUUACAGCCAACAGGUCUGUGUGUGACACAGACAUUGAAGAACUGGCAGGCAAUUGUACCAGAUUACAGCAACUGGACAUAUUAGGAACAAGAAUGGUAAGUCCAGCAUCUUUAAGAAAACUCCUGGAAUCCUGUAAAGAUCUUUCCUUACUGGAUGUGUCCUUCUGUUCACAGAUUGAUAACAGAGCUGUGCUGGAACUGAAUGCUAGCUUUCCAAAAGUGUUCAUAAAAAAGAGUUUUACUCAGUGACAAUGUGUUCUGUAAUAAAAUUGAUGUGCUUUUGUAGGAUUUUAUUUUGGGAUUGAUUUGGGGUUUUCCUUUGUUUGAUUUUUAUAGUGAGUGGGAAUCAAGACAUUUGUAAAUUUUAAAGAAAAAUAUCCAAUUGUCCAUUAGUUCAAGUAAAAAUGUAAGCAAAUGUUUGCAUAAAAUAUGGCAAGCACUUUUCUUCAAGAAUAUAUGAAUGACUGAUAAUGUUUUUAACUGUAUGUUAAUCAGUGAUAUUUUGCUUUAGUCAAUAAUUACAUGCUUAGUAAAAGAAAAUAUGGAAACACUUUAACUUAUUUUUAAAGGUACAUUUUGAGCAAUAAAGGAUCAUGAUAUUUAUGCAAAA
This is a messenger RNA of Chrysochloris asiatica (Cape golden mole), 2555 nucleotides long. RefSeq names its product F-box and leucine-rich repeat protein 4 (gene FBXL4). The transcript has 9 exons. NCBI's taxonomy places the organism in Eukaryota, Metazoa, Chordata, Mammalia, Afrosoricida, Chrysochloridae. Gene Ontology annotation, cellular component: SCF ubiquitin ligase complex. The coding region runs from base 329 to 2194 and encodes 621 amino acids. Gene Ontology annotation, molecular function: protein binding. The record is from RefSeq and is a predicted model, not a curated record. Gene Ontology annotation, biological process: SCF-dependent proteasomal ubiquitin-dependent protein catabolic process.